Molecule: messenger RNA, 1406 nt
Organism: Dreissena polymorpha
Lineage: Eukaryota; Metazoa; Mollusca; Bivalvia; Myida; Dreissenidae
Exons: 4
Coding region: 30-347 (105 amino acids)
Molecular function (GO): calcium ion binding
Source: RefSeq, a predicted model, not a curated record
UUACUGUUUGCGCAAUUCAGGACCAAGGGAUGAUGUCUGUAAAUGACGAUGUAAAUAACAAUGUUUUGCUAAAUGAAUAUAGGGAUAUAAUCAGACAAUAUGACGACACUAAAAAACCAACUGUGUAUCACUUUGCAACGCACGCCCUCUGCAAACAUCCAACUGGGAAAAUACAGUUUUUUAAAGCGCUUGAACACCAUUUAACCGACGUUCCGGACAGGCUGAAGAUCCAGUUUAUUCUUGAUCUCUGUGAUAAACGCGAUGGCACACUUGAUGAAUGGGUGAAGGAAAUAUUCGACACAGACGGUGAUGGAUACAUCUCCAAAGAUGAAAGGCGAAAUCUGUGAUCAUCAGUCUCACAUUGUGCAAAUUAAUAGUGGAGUCAAUGUGAACAUCCACAUCCUUGAGAUAUGUCGCUUAACAGACAAACGACUGGAUAGACAAUAAUGACCUCACACAGGCUUUAAGCCACAGUCUUUAAAUAUACUACAAGGGUUUCGUUGAAAUCGUUUUAAUGGAUAUCUUAGCGGCCAGACUUUAAUAGAACUUUUUGAAAUUUAACAUUACUGCAUUAUUAUUCAAUAGAUUAUGUACAGGUGAUAGUCGGUGAUGCCUCUGAAGAAAAAAGUUAAAUGAAAUUUAUGCAAACCAUUUUCUACGUGAAAUGACUUUGUAUGUGACUAUUAGAUAUGUUGUAAUUAAUACAUGGAUUGGUUUUAAGUGUGUUUAAACAAGGUUUAAAAACAUUUAAUUCAUUAUUUCAACACGUUUAUCCGCAUAUAUUGUGCAAUAUUGAUUGCGUUUGAAAAUACUUUAUUUCAUCUAGUUGCAUGUUUAGGAAAGAUAUUUCGUCUGAUUAAAGUGAUGACAAUUUAAAGAUCUGUCUGGAACACAACUAAUUUAAGACCUUUCUAGAAUACACAUCCAAUUUCGUCUUGCCCAUAGCGCGUUUGUUAAACAAGGCCAUCAGAACUUAAGGAGUGAGUCAUGUAUUGCGUGUCUGUUUUGUCCGUUGUCUAGUGAAUGCGUCUUGUGUCAAACUAUAUGGUAAUCGCACACUAUCCAUAUUCAUAAUACAGGAUCAUUUUGUCACGACAAUAUUGCUUAUGCGACAGACGUUUUACCUUUCUAAUAUGAACAUAAAUCUGACACAAUAAUAAUGUGCCAUAUGCUUUGUUCGGCACUUUGCGAAGUAUAUUUUGAACAACUAGCUAUCACACAGACUGUAUCCGCAAAACCUGAAUACCUUCCGCAUAGCUUAAAACUUGAAAAGUGAAAAAUCACUGUUCAAACAUAGAUUAAUACUUAAACAUAUGCUUGGACUUUAGUUGCAUAUGUCGCAUUAUGUAUUAAUGUUUCACGAAUGUUUAGAAUGGGAUCGGCUUAGCAGGCAACAUAACUCAAUU